Molecule: messenger RNA, 1148 nt
Organism: Protopolystoma xenopodis
Lineage: Eukaryota; Metazoa; Platyhelminthes; Monogenea; Polystomatidea; Polystomatidae
Source: the annotation of a GenBank genome assembly
CCGAAUACGAGGCUGAAGCGUUUGCAGAUGGCGGUCUGGACAAACAAGCCAUGGCGUGGCAGAUUCAAGAAUCCCUUGCUUUAUUAGAUCAAGAUAAGCAAUCCGUCACUUCUCCUCCCUCGAUAUGCCAAAUCACUGAUAUGCCUAUCGUGACAGCUUAUCCCUUACCUGCAGACAUCUCGAUGUCUACAUCCCUGCAAGUCGUCGACUUCUCAGAGCUGCUUGAGACUUGCACCCCUGAAGAGGUUGAGCUCGAUGUUUGCAGUAUAGGUGAAAUAUUGCCUGACCGUUUGUCAUCUAAUUUUCCACUCGCUUCUUUCUCUUCUACAUUUAUUCCUGAUCCACUAUCCUCUAAUUAUCCAUCUUCAUUUUUUCAUAAUAUUUAUUCUUCUUCUCAAAUAAUUUUUUCUCCAUCUCUUUCAUCACAUGAGCCAUCUCAUGCAUCCUCCUCUAAUUUCGAUGGAUUAUCCUCCCUCCCUCGGUUGGAUUAUCCUUUUUCCGACAUUACCACUUCUGAGGCCUCAAUUUCUGACAAUGUGGAUCAGAGAGAUCUUUCAGCUCCUAUAUCCCUAGGUAUUCCUUUAACUUCUCAACAGUCUUUUGUAUCUUCCGCUAUUGUUUCAACCUCUCUCUCUUCAUAUCCACUUCCUCAGCCUUCUUUCGGUGUUUUCGAUUCGCCUUCUAUUUCGUCUCCCAUCUAUCCUAUGAUUUCCGCCCCAUUAUCCUCCUAUUGUCCUCCUUCCUCUCCUACUUCUUCUUUUCCUUUAUCUCCUACCUCUGUUCCUCUUCCUUUACCUCUCCUUAUCCCUUCUUCUUCUCCUACUUCUAAUUUUACUUCCUCUCUGCCCGUUUCUCAAGACUCUUCAUAUAUUUUUGCUUCUGAAACUCCAUCAUCUCAUUUUCUUCCUGCUUCAGAUUCCCCCUCUUUUUCCUCUGAAUCUUCUAUUCCUCCUGAUGAUCAUAUUCUUCAUUCUCAAGAUCUAUCACCGGGACAACCUACACUUAUUUCAAACUCGGAAAUUGCUUUGAUUUCCAAUUUACCUUCUCCAAUUAAACCUGCACACUCCUUUAACCUUCACACAGCUGAGCAAUCUUUGAUUGAAUCGCCAAUUUCGUUAGAUUUUGAUUUUAAUGUUUCUACUCAAGGA